AUGUUUGACGAAGACGUACAAACAAUUGUUAUAGAUAAUGGUUCAUAUAUGUGCAAAGCUGGUUUCGCUUCAAUGGAAGCUCCACAUUCUGUUAUCCCAAACAUUGUUGGACGUCCAAAAAAUAAUCAACGAUUACGUCAAGAUUUUUUCAUUGGAAAUGAAGCUUUAUCUAUGUCUUGUAUCCUCGACCUCAAAUAUCCAAUUAAACACGGGAUUAUUACAAAUUGGGAUGAUAUGGAAAAGAUUUGGCACUACGAAUUCUAUAAUCAACUUCACAUCGAUCCAACAGAACACCCGAUUCUUCUUACAGAAUCUUGUUUAACUCCAGCUCUUUACAGUGAAAUAACGUAUUACAACAAUUAUUUUAUUUAG
Messenger RNA from Trichomonas vaginalis G3, 372 nucleotides. RefSeq names its product ATP binding. Lineage: Eukaryota; Parabasalia; Trichomonadida; Trichomonadidae. The transcript has a single exon. Bases 1 to 372 code for a protein of 123 amino acids. The record is from RefSeq and is a predicted model, not a curated record.